AGGAGUCAGUGAGGUGGGGGGGAGCCCAGUGCAGCGAGAAGCCAGGGGCACUGCGGGAAGUGGCCGGUGGAUCAGGAAUGUCCCAACCCGCUCCCCUGGUUUAAUCUCUGUCUGCUCUAGUGUGCCUGGGCUGCGCGGCUCCAUGGCCCCGUACCGCAUCCGGCAGUACGAGGACGGUGACUACGAGGCCGUGUGCACCAUGUUCGGCCAUGGGGUUAUGGAGCACGCUCCUGCUGCGUUCAUCUACAUGCUGAAGCGUCUCCGGGCCCAGCUGCACUUCCUGGGCCUGUUCCUGGCGGUGCUCGCGGCCUCCAGGUCCCUCCUGGUCUCCCUCCUGGCUCUCCUGCUCGCUCUCACCGGGGGCUGGUUUUGCAGCUGGUGUAUCUGGACCGAUUAUGUCCAGCAGUCUCUUCGCAACGACCUACUGGACAUCCGGAGAACUUACCUGGAGGCAGCAGACUCUUGUCUCUGGGUGGCAGGGGCUGAGGGGGCGGUGGUGGGUGCGGUGGGGGCUGUCCUGCCGGAGUUCCCCUCGGAAAGGGGGCACGCCCUGGAACUAAAGCGUAUGUCCGUGGAGAGGGAGCACCGGGGCCGGGGCAUCACCAGGGCGCUCUGCAGGACGGUCAUCCGCUUCGCCCAGGAACGUGGGUACAGUGCAGUCGUGCUGUCCACCUCCAUGGUUCACUACUCGGCCCAGCAGCUGUACGAGAGCAUGGGCUUCCGGAGGGUCUCGCAGAGGUCUCCAUCGCUCCUCGCCAGCUUCCUGCAGUUCUCCGUCUUCUAUUACCAAUACGAGAUUCCAGGGUCUCGCUGAAGGCUCAGGGGGGGCGAUUCUUCCCCUGCCUGCUCAGCCGCUGGGAGCUUUGCCUGGCUUGUUAAUUAACUCCCAGCAAGUUGCUACUUUUUUACCUUUGGGUUAAAAAAUAAACUGAGCUUGGAGGAAAAGUCUCACGUGCGUGACACUGUUCUUGUGCUGGCUUGGGAUUAUUGUUCCCCCAGGGGCUCCUCCUUCCCCACAGCCACCUGGGUCCCCUGGAUCUGAACUUCACCCCUGGAGCUGAGCCGGCCGGGAUCAGACUCACCCACAUUUGCUCAGUGGUUCCUAGAUGGUCCCGGACCCCUAAAGAACCAGGCGACCCUGGCAAGGAGACCUCCGUGAAGGUUCAUUUGAAUUUUCACCCACUCUUCUUUGACAGGUUCAUGUCUCAUUCCUGUCACCCACAGAAAUGUCCAAUCCUUGGAUCUUGCCAAUUUCUUCACCCCCCACAACAUCCAGUAGCAGUGAGUUCCACAGGCUGGCUAUGUGUCGUGUGGAAAAGGCAAUUCCUUUGCUAGGUUUACAAUGUCCCACCUUUCGCUUUCGCUGGCUGUCCCCUUGUUGGUGUAUCCUGAGACAAGGAGAACAGAAGCGCUGGAUCUUCGUUCUGUAGCCCAUUCGUUCUUUUAUUCAUGUUGAGCACAUCACCUUAGAAAGGAGACGGAUAAAAGAGAACAAGCCCAGGCUCGUUGAUCUCUUCAUGGGACAGUUUUUUCCAGGCCCUUGUUGGUCCCCAUUGCCCUCCUCUGAACCCGCUAGUUCUGCAAUGUCCUUUUGGAGAUGGACCCUAUCCAGAUCGACCUCUCUUUGCUGGCCCGUGUGGGCCGGGCACGUGGCAGCCCUGGGUGCACAUGCUCACUUGCUCUUGCUCCUCACAGCCCAGAGUCCUCGGCACCUCCCCGACAGCCCCGCUCGCUCACCCGUGUCCAGGCAGCGCGAGGUGUCUCGAUUGCAGCAGCAGCCGUGGCAGGAGACGAGUGAGGGUACGAACGCCCCGCUUGGCCGGAGCACACAGCUCUGUCUGGGGGUUCGUGUCCUCAGCGCUAAGGGCACAGCUGGGCGGCUGGUUCCCAGGGCAGUCGACGGAGACGUGCUCGCUCUGAUUUGAGCUGACGGGCUAAAAGUAGCCAUGUGGCUGCAGUAGCUCAGGCUAGCCGGCUGGGCACGUACCCAGGGGAGGGCAUCUGAGACUGGACGUGGGCGGCUAGCCGGAGCUACGGGUCUC
Molecule: messenger RNA, 2042 nt
Organism: Chrysemys picta bellii (western painted turtle)
Lineage: Eukaryota; Metazoa; Chordata; Testudines; Emydidae
Source: RefSeq, a predicted model, not a curated record